Messenger RNA from Caenorhabditis auriculariae, 4992 nucleotides. The record is from the annotation of a GenBank genome assembly. NCBI's taxonomy places the organism in Eukaryota, Metazoa, Nematoda, Chromadorea, Rhabditida, Rhabditidae.
AUGGUCCUUCUGGAGCAGGUUUGUCUUGAACUGCAAUCAGAUAUUUCGCAAAACUUUUCCAUCAAAUAUUAUUUUCGUGCCUUGAAAAAAUUAAUUUUUUUCUAUUCCAAGAAUAUGCUUUACGACAAAAAAACCACAUUCAAAAGACGAAAAACCAUAACUUUUUAUUUCCUUUUUAAAAAAAUUUAUUUUGCCUGAGUAAAAAAACUAGAAAUAAAAAAAUAGUUUGCAAAACAGAAAUUCGCUUGCAAAAAGAUGCUUUAUCGCGUUUUCCUCCAUGUAAGAAAUAUAUUUUCCAAAAAAUAAGCGUUUGCACUAGUGGAAUGCACAUGAAAGCUUCAGCAUUGCCAGAUCUCCAUGAACUCUAUCAACUUCAACUAAAAUCUAAACAUUAUUUAUAAGUUGGCUUAAAACAUACUUUGAGUUAACGCUCAAGAAAAAAAAAGCUGAAUCUGAUUCAUAAAUUCGCUAGAAAGUUUUUUUGAAUGGCUGUCAAUCAAACCUUCACAGCCAUUCGCGCAAACAGUUCUUUAAAAAAUAUUUUCUCUUGCGAAAAAGGAGUUUUCGCCUUUUGAACUCAAAUUUUGCGCAAAACGUGAAUUUUCAAGGAGUCGUUUCCUGGAGGACUAUCCUGCACGGUGAAGGACGCAAAAGGCUUCCUUUGGGACAUGGGGGGCCAUAUCACCUUCAAUCACAACUAUCCGUACUACGAGAAGGCGACCAAGUGGGCCGUCGACGAAUGGAACGAUCUCGCCAGAAACUGCAUGGUCGACAUGAACUACCUCUACGGCAAGCCUGGAAUCCAUCUGGUUUCUCCUUUUCCGUUACUUUUCAUCUGUCAAUCUAGGUGCCGUACCCAGCACAGUUCGCUGUGCCUCUUUUUCCUGAGAAAGUCAAGAACUCGUGCCUCAAAGACUUGAAAGAGCGCUACGAAAAGGUUUUUAUAUCUAUCAAACUGAUCAGCGAGAAUUUUCAGGCGCCAGAGGGAAAUCCGGAAAACUUUGAAGACUGGGUCCUGCAACACUUCGGACCGACUAUACUGGAAAAGUUCUUCAAGCCAUAUACAAAAAAAGUGAGUCUUAUAUUAAAGUUCAAAACAGUGAUUCUGAAACAGGUCUGGACUGUUGAACCUCUGAAAAUGUCGCCUAACUGGGUAGGCACUCGCGUGGCUAAGCUGCCUCAGGAAAAACUCGAAGAGCUUUGUGCCAUGGAUCAAGAAGAACUUGCGGUUUGUUGAAAAAAAAGAGUGCAUUGAUAAAAAAGUGUCCAGAAUGCCGAUUUCGGCUGGGGACCCAACUCUUUCUUCACGUUUCCAAAGUACGGAGGAACUGGAAAUGUUUGGUCAUCGAUGGCUAAAAAGUUGCCGAAUCAGUGGUUCCAUUACAACUCUAAGGUAUUUUUUGGAAGAAAGUUUUAUUUCGAAAAAAAACUGAGUAAUAUAUGUAAGAUGUAACUAAUUAGGCAAUAUAAGUGUUGAGUUAACUACAGAUUAGAUUUUUAACGAACUGGAAGCGUUUGGUAUAACAAUUGUAAUAUUUUGCGGUAAAAAUCUGAAUGAAAGUUCUUUAAUUGUAUAGAAUUUCUAAAACACAUUGCAGAGAGUUAAGUUUUUUCGCUAAAAAUUUUGAGCUUGGUAUCUAUCAAAAAAAAGCGUUCAGGUCUUGGCAGUCAAUCACCGACAAAAAACGGUCGAAUAUUUGGAUGGGGAGGAGACAAAAAGCCUUCAAUACGACGUUCUGCUGAACACCUCUCCUAUUGAUCAGUUGGUCAAAAACACGCAGAUUACCGCACCUCUGGACAUUGUUCACAACAAAGUGAAUUCGAGUAGAAGAAUCUGUGAACUCUGAUACUUUAAGGUGUUCAUUGUCGGCGUUGGGCUCAAGAAACCGAUGACGCCGUUCUUGGAAAAGUUCACCUGGCUGUACUUUCCCGACAAGAACGUCCCAUUCUUCCGCGUCACCAUUCUUAGUCGUUAUGGAGAAGUUUAAAAAUUGUUUCCAGUUCAUUUCCAAAAUGUUCUGCUCUCCAGGUGACUCCCGACAGCGAAAAGUACUGGUCGGUGAUGUGCGAAUGUGCCAGGCCAAUCGAUGAUCCGGUACUUAACUCAACUUUGAAGCCAUGAAAUUGGAAGAGUUCAGAUCACGGAAGAAGAAAUGGUUCAAGAAACUUUGAAUGGCUUGGUUCUGAAAGAUAUGAUUACGAGGGAAGCCAUCGAAUCGGUCUUCUCUAUAACUUUACCUUAUGGAUACCCUAUCCCGACUCCAAAUGUAACAUCUCUUUCCCUUUAGAGAAAAUUUCAUGUAAAAUGCAGCGAGAUCGGGAGUUGGCGCGAGCUCACGCCGAACUGGAAAAGGCGUCGAUAUACUCAAGAGGACGCUUUGGUGGCUGGAAGUACGAGGCGUCCAAUCAAGACCACUGCUUCAUUCAAGGUAGGCAGUCAUUUGCGAAGUUCUCCAAAAAACUGGAGUUCAGGCAAGGAGUUCAUCGACAGGAUGGUGCUCGGCGAGCCCGAGAAGCUUUACAAAACGGGUAUCAGCGUCAUGCCUCGUGGUUAAAAUUAUUUAAAAACGAUCUUAAUUUUUUUGAUUCGAGUGUAUUCCUGAAUUCCUGUUCUACUAUGGUGCUGUUAAAUUAUAGUCCAUUCACACGAUUAAUGUGUCAUUAUUUUUUUGACUCGUAAAUGAAAAAAAUUUUAAAAAAUGAGCCAUGAUUAAAAAUGGCAGAUAGGCCAAACAUUUAGAGUUCCAUUAAAUUCUUAUAUUUCUUUUUUUGAAACUUCUGUAUAGUAGAUAAUCGUAGCUUUCUUCUUCUUUUUCAUCUUUUUCACUAUAUCUUCUUCUAUUCGCUGUAUCAAACUGAGAUAAAUUUUUUUAAUAAUCAUAUAAAUCUCAUUACUUCAUUUUCUUGAAAAAGUGUACAAGCUAAAAAAAUUUCGAAACUCUGAGCAACGAAAGUGUGCUCGGUCGACUAAUUUUCCUUAAAUCUGAUCCUUAUGGAAAAAAAAUGUGUAGUAUGAAAUGAACUCACAAUGUUCCGGACGAUCCCAAUUGUGGUCAAGAGGACGACAGGAAGGAGGUCGACGACCUUCUCAGUGUUGCCGAAAACCGCAUAAACGUCAACCUCCAAACGGCCAAUCUGCCAUUCACUUGCGCGUCAACCUCACUCUUUGAACUUUCCCAUGCCGGUAGAAAAGCUUCUGCCCUGAAUAGAUCUCCUUGAGGACAAAUAAUUAUAAAAGUUUAACUUAAACGAUGCAUUUUUUUUCAGCAUUCUGAUAGAGAAACUCCAGAUUUGGGCAAUUUCCUUUUAAGUACAAAAGUGACUUCCCAAAGUUUUUUUUUCCGAGUAUAGCAACCACCUUCGUCAAUUCCAUAAAAAAACUUUGAAAAAAAUAUUUUCUACGAAAAAAAUAAAUGAACUUUUGGAUGUAAUGAAUUUGAAAAAUUUUAGGAAGACAAACCAUGAAGCUUUUUUCUUGGACUUCGCCGAAAAUUAAAUUCGGAAGGAGUUUAUGAAACUUUAAAAAGCUUGUGAAAUCUCAAGCGUUUUUUUUGCUUUGAGAACAUUUUGAAACGGUUCUUUCCUUUUCAAAUGGCUAUCCAGUUUGACUGAAGAGUCAUAGGAAUCAUAAUAGGAAGGGCUAAAGCUCAGCGCAAAGCCUUUUCGGUCGAAGAACCGGCGUGGGAACAAGAUUGCGACAAGCUUCUCACCAAGCGGCUCAAAAGUGGCUAUUAACGUGUCCGUCGCGCUCUUUUUCCGUUCAAGAACUUCACUCCGUUUAAGAUCUACGACCAAAACGUCUCUUCAUUCGCCGGUUUUAUUGCUGGAUUGAAAAAAAUAAUCUAGUUAAAGUAACCAUUCGAUUACCGCAAAACCUUGUAGAAAAAGUGCAUAUCCACGUAUUUACAGUAUUUUCUCAAAGUAAAUAGAUUGCAGAUCCAUCCUUACCUUACAGCCCUAUCAUUGUCCAUAACUUUUAAACUUUUUUUUUCUUAUCAAAGUUAAACCUUAUCGUCGACUUUGGCUUUCUUGCUUUUUCUCUUUACUCCUCAUUUCCACUUCGUUGUUAUAAAUUGUUUUUUUUUCUCCUGUUUUGUUUCCAGACCCUCACUACACAAUUCCUAUGGUUCAUUCAAUUUUUUAUGUAAACGAAUCCGCCAUUACUCUGGUUCUUUCUUACAACAAAGGUCUUCCUGAGCUUGAGCAGUUUUUCCAAUCCGUACAACACCUGGGAAAUUACGCUUCAAAAGAAAAAAAUUACACCGUUUCUUGAUAAAUUUAAAUCUUUAUUUUAUAAAACAAGAAAAUUAUUUAAGUUAUAGUUCAACUACUGCCAUUAAAUGAAACUUUCAGGAUUUUUUCCACUAAUCAGCAAGUGAUUGAGCGUUUUUUCAUUAAUUAGAGCAGGUAAUAAUUUUACUCUCUAUCGAUUUGGAUUGAAUCCAAAAACAACAGAAAAGGAGAACUUUUAGAAGUAAUUAAUAUCUCGACCUACAAUACCCUGCAAAUAACUACUGAGAUUCCAAGUAGUUGAUCCUGAAUAUGAGCAAAAGAAUAUUUCAAAAAGGCGAAGUUUUCUUUAACUAACUGCUUCAUUUGUUCCAAGAGAUCUGUUGAUAGAGUUUAUGAUGCUCAAAUAGGAUUUAAAAUUCUUCGGGGUGCUUUAGUUUGGAGCCACAAGCCCUGGGAACGCGUCAGAUAGAAGAAGAAGAAGCUCAACUUGGAAGGAUAAGCGAGACUGAGAAGGUCAGCGAUCCUCGUGACCUCAACCAGCGUCGGCUGCCGCGAAACAAUACAGACCUGCACUUGGGCGUGCGAACGGCCGCGAGGUGCGAGAUUUCCUUACAAGUAGCCCUCGCCGAUGCCCAUUUUCCUGACGCCAAUCCUUCUUCUCCGGCCGUCCUUCGAAUCCGUAAAUACCUGAGAAGGCAGCCGUCACCGACCUUUUAUCCACUUGAGAUCCGCCUCCUAUUCAGCUCGUCUACUCGCUGA